AUGAGGCUCCUCGAAGUGCGCCGCCAGUUCUUCGCCUCUUCAUACCGCGCUGUCGUCGUUGACGACUUACCAAUCCUCGCUCAUCCGCAAGAAGCUACCAUCGUUGGAGCGGCGCCGAGAAGAGGAGGUUCGCGCAGGCCAGGAUUUGUUGUAAAGAGGCAAGCGAAAGGUGAAGCGCAGGGCCUUUUCGACGAAGUCGUUAUCUGGUUCCAGAAUUCAAUAGCAGCACUUGGCAAAGUAACCGUCAAGACUACACUUACCGAACAAACAACCGAGCUCUUCUACAAUUACAGCAAUGCCGGUCCCAAUCCGCCAGUAGGACUCGAAUGGUGCUCCCCGAUCAACAACCCCUGGGUCUUCUGCAACGCCACGACCGGCGACAUAAUACCUGAUGUCGUGACCUACCACAACGAGACUCCGGACGUCAGCGACAUCGAGGUCCCAAGCACUGUCUGCAUCACCCACGAUGCAAACGCUCUGUGUCCAGACGCAACUUUCAGCAUGCUGCAUGCUAUUGGCGGCGCAGCCGUCCUCCACAAGGCGCCAAAUGGGAACAUCUACGCGUUUGACGAGCCGGUUGACCGCUACAAUCUGUCCUCCUUCGCGCUGCAGAGCUCAAGGCUGUUCUCUGGGAAGGCGCAUUUCGUCAUCGGAGGCUCGCAGGGGAGAUUACUACACGGAUAUAACGACACCCUGAAUAGCUAUGGCGUUAGUAGAAUCAGGCUGUCAAGACCGAGUAUUAUGCCGAAUGGUUCGAUCCCUGUGACUCUUGUGCCGAUGGCAAGUCCAGAUGGCGGACCUUCGAUUGUGGUCGCGAUGGACACGUCGGCUAAUGUGUAUUACUUGAUCACCUGUACCAUGGCUAACUCGUAUGCGAAGGUCUUUCUUGCAAAGUCUAUGGUGGACGGUCCGCUGGCGUUAAUGGAUCCGGGGUUGAUGCCUACGGUUACGGGCGGCGAGAUCACGUCUUGUAGGGUUGUGCCGUAUACCAAUGGGGAUAGGCCUGCGUAG
Coniosporium apollinis CBS 100218 is the source of this 1011-nucleotide messenger RNA. RefSeq lists its product as uncharacterized. NCBI's taxonomy places the organism in Eukaryota, Fungi, Ascomycota, Dothideomycetes. The coding region runs from base 1 to 1011 and encodes 336 amino acids. The transcript is spliced from 4 exons. The record is from RefSeq and is a predicted model, not a curated record.